Messenger RNA from Nycticebus coucang (slow loris), 723 nucleotides. It is a transcript of the gene HRURF, whose product is annotated as HR upstream open reading frame. Bases 1 to 723 code for a protein of 240 amino acids. NCBI's taxonomy places the organism in Eukaryota, Metazoa, Chordata, Mammalia, Primates, Lorisidae. The record is from RefSeq and is a predicted model, not a curated record. The transcript has 2 exons.
AUGGGAAAGAACCCCAGAAUGCAGGGCUCCAGCAGUGGCGAAGCUCAUCUGGUCCCAUCACCUCUCCAACACUUGCUGAAACCAAGGCCCUUAGAUCAGGGACAGACUACAGCCCAAGCCCUCCCAGAGCUCCUAAGGAAGGCCCCCUAUGCCCCUCGGCCAUGGGAGGGGCUAGGGUUGGGGGGUGUUGAGAAGCAGCUUGUCCGGGUGAGGAUGAGGCAGGGCAGUUCCCGCCGGUGGGGUGUGCCCACGUGCCAGAGCUGGAGAGAACCAAAGGGUGCUGGAGGAGGAAACCGGCGGAGCAGCUUCCCCACUCUCAGUUGCGCGUCUGGCGAUGGCGAUCAGAGGUCCUGCUGCGCUCCCUGCCGCGCUCUCCCUCCAUUAGCCGCGCUGCGCGGUGCUGCGCCCUCGCUGGUGCCCCUCUCCUGGGUCCCGGGAUCGGUCCGCCUUGCAGGCACGACCCCCUCCCCCGGCCCCUCGGCCUUUCCCCCUAACUCGGCCACCUCCGACCCGGGGCGCACGUUCCCCCCGGCCCGGCUCGUCUCUCCCUCCGGGGGCACCCGCUCCUUAGCCCCGGCCCGGCCCUCCCAGCGUCGCAGCACGGAGUCUCGGCGUCCCAUGGCGCAACCUACAGCCUCGGCCCAGAAGCUGGUGCGGCCGAUCCGCGCCGUGUGCCGCAUCCUGCAGAUCCCGGAGUCCGACCCCUCCAACCUGCGGUCCUAG